AUGAUUCUUCGACCCCCAGUUCCUCAUUUUGCGCGCUGUUUCACCUCUACCGCCCAUGUCUGCAAGAAAUUUUCAAUUAUUGGACGCGAACCUAUCAAAAUCCCUACCUCCGUUACAAUAACUCCCUCCCCGACUGCAGUGACGGUAACUGGACCGUUGGGAACAACUUCCGUUCCGCUGAAGACAUACAUGAAGAUUCAGUGCCCAGUUCCGGAAACGAUGAGGCUGAGCGUAGAAGAUGGCUCAGAGAAAUUGCAAAGGCAAAUGUGGGGCACUACACGAACUCUCAUUGCGAACGCUAUCACCGGCAUGACAGAAGGCUUCAGCGUUCCCCUAUAUCUGGUUGGCGUUGGUUACAGAGUGGCAAUGGAGGAGGAUCCUAGAGGGACGUCCGAGGGUGGGACUGGGAAGAGGCUGAGCAUGAAGGUCGGCUAUUCACACACCGUCUACGUUCCGAUACCUUCCUAUAUCAAAGCGGAAGUGCCCUCACCGACCAAAAUUGUGUUGUUCUGCACAGACAAGCAUCUCCUAGGUCUGUUCGCAGCGAAGAUUCGGGGAUACAGGGUUCCAGAACCAUACAAGGGCAAGGCAAGCCGCUUUCAUUACUCUUCAUUAACUGCUUUUGAUGCAUCACAUCCAGGGUGUUUUCGUCGGAAGUGA
This is a messenger RNA of Cyclocybe aegerita, 660 nucleotides long. The record is from the annotation of a GenBank genome assembly. NCBI's taxonomy places the organism in Eukaryota, Fungi, Basidiomycota, Agaricomycetes, Agaricales, Hemipholiotaceae.